Neltuma alba is the source of this 1993-nucleotide messenger RNA. Its product is annotated as probable transcription factor GLK1. Gene Ontology annotation, cellular component: nucleus. Lineage: Eukaryota; Viridiplantae; Streptophyta; Magnoliopsida; Fabales; Fabaceae. The record is from RefSeq and is a predicted model, not a curated record. The transcript is spliced from 6 exons. Gene Ontology annotation, molecular function: DNA-binding transcription factor activity; transcription cis-regulatory region binding. Bases 287 to 1576 code for a protein of 429 amino acids. Gene Ontology annotation, biological process: positive regulation of DNA-templated transcription.
UAAAGCAAAUCCCUCUUCGGUCUUUGAAACUCUCUCCAAGUGGUGGUUCACAUCCCAAACUCUUCAAUUCUUCUACACUACGCCCCCACUCAGAAAAAAGAGCAACAAAGCCAUUCAAAUCCCAGUAGAUUCAUCAGUCGCUUCAAAUCACACUACUUCGAGCACUAGCUUGUGUUGCUUAAUUCUACAGUAUAUUUUGAGAAGAGUUCGUUAUUAUUGUUAAUUAUAGAUUAUAGAUUAGAAGAUUGAGGUUUGUUUCGUUAGAGGUGGGAGUCCGGGAUUAUUGAUGCUCGCGGUGUCACCUCUUAGAAGCACAAAAGAUGAAGAAGGACAAGGAGAGAUGGAGAGACUUUCGAUGGAGUCCCAUGAAUUCGCUGACCUCUCCGAUGGGAAUCUAUUGGAAAGCAUCAACUUCGACGACAUCUUUGUCGGCAUCAACGUCGGUGAUGUCCUACCGGAUUUGGAAAUGGACCCCGAGAUCUUCGCCGAAUUCUCUCUCAGCGCCGGCGAGGAAUCGGAGAUGGCCACCUCAUCGGUCUCGUUGGAAAACGUCAAUAAUAAAGUUGACCAGAAUAUAACGACGUCGACGAAGAAAGGAGAAGAAGAUAAGGUGUCCUCGGAUUCGGGGUUCGGCUCGGGUUCCAAUUCUGGAGAGGAGAUAGUGAGCAAAAGGGAUGAAUCCGCGGUGGUGAAGCCGUCUCAGAAGGAAGCUGACAAGGGAAGAAAAUCAUCAGCGGAGUCAAAGAAUUCUCAAGGGAAGAGAAAAGUGAAGGUGGACUGGACUCCAGAAUUGCACAGACGAUUCGUGCAAGCAGUGGAGCAACUAGGAGUAGAUAAGGCGGUGCCUUCGAGAAUUUUGGAAAUCAUGGGAAUCGAUUGUCUCACUCGCCAUAACAUAGCCAGCCAUCUUCAAAAAUAUCGAUCCCACAGGAAACACCUGUUGGCACGUGAAGCAGAAGCAGCAAACUGGAGUAAGAGAAGACAAUGUUAUGGUAUAGGAGGAGGAGGAGGGAAGAGAGAGGGAAGCCCUUGGCUCCCAGUAGCACCGACAAUUGGUUUCCCUCCGGUGACACCGCCGCCGCCAAUGCAGCAUUUUAGAGCCUUACAUGUGUGGGGCCAUCCCACCGUGGACCACUCCUUCUUGCCAUUGUGGCCUAAGCAUCUCCCUCCACACUCCCCUUCGCCGCCGCACCUCGCUUGGGCGCCUCCUGUCACUCCUCCGCCUCCUAAUCCUUCCUAUUGGCACCAACCGGCUCCCAAUGCACUAACGCCAGGACCAGCUUGCUUUCCUCAGCCUCUGACUACAACGAGAUUUCCCUCUCCUCCUGUCCCGGGUAUUCCACCCCAUGCCAUGUACAAAGUAGAUCCUGGCAUUGGCGUCCCCACCAACCAACCCAGUCCUCGGCCAUUCAUUGAUUCGCAUCCAUCAAAGGAGAGCGUAGAUGCAGCUAUUGGAGAUGUUUUAUCAAAGCCAUGGCUGCCGCUUCCUCUUGGGCUUAAAGCUCCAGAGCUAGACAGCGUGAUGGGUGAAUUACAGAGACAAGGAGUUCCAAAAAUUCCACCCUCGUGUGCUUGACCUCGCUUUUCAACAGCAAUGAUGUCCUCUACAUCGGAGGUUUUUCCCCCUUUCUGGGUUGCUGCUAAGCGUGCUGACCAGCUGUGAAGGCCCCACGAAACCCUAAUUCGACGACUUCUCAUUAACUUGCUUAAGAGAGUUACUUUUGAGGAUUCUCUCUUUCAUCACAGUUCAACUUGUUCACUAGCCUUUUUGUGUAUGUGAUAAUAAAGUAAUUAAUUUUUGUCUUAGUCUUAGUUUCUGGGAGAUCAGGCAAUAAAAGCACUUCGAUCAAAAGUGUUUGGAAAAGCUUUAGAGACUAAUUUCUUUUUAACUUUCAUAUGCCUCGAUGUCUGUGUGCAUGGGAUCAAGUCGAUAUUUUAUUUGACGAAAUUAAGGGACCGUAACCAAAGAGAAAUUAUAUGAUGUUAAGUGCUA